This is a messenger RNA of Echinops telfairi (small Madagascar hedgehog), 309 nucleotides long. Its product is annotated as cytochrome c oxidase subunit 5B, mitochondrial. Gene Ontology annotation, cellular component: mitochondrial envelope. The transcript has a single exon. The annotation marks the transcript as partial. The record is from RefSeq and is a predicted model, not a curated record. Gene Ontology annotation, biological process: mitochondrial electron transport, cytochrome c to oxygen. Lineage: Eukaryota; Metazoa; Chordata; Mammalia; Afrosoricida; Tenrecidae.
GGCGUCAUGGCCUCAAGGUUACUUCGCGGAGCUGGAGCGUUGGCCGCCCAGGCCCUGAGGGCCCGCGGCCCCAAUGGGGUGGCCGCCGUGCGCAGUAUGGCGACUGGAGGCGGCAUCCCUACGGACGAAGAGCAGGCGACGGGGCUCGAGAGGGAGAUCAUGUUGGCCGCACGCAAAGGGCUGGAUCCAUACAAUAUGCUUGCUCCAAAGGCAGCCUCAGGCACUAAAGAGGACCCUAAUUUAGUCCCCUCCAUCACCAACAAGCGAAUCGUGGGCUGCAUCUGUGAAGAGGACAACAGUGCUGUCAUC